Prosopis cineraria is the source of this 2163-nucleotide messenger RNA. Its product is annotated as glycerol-3-phosphate dehydrogenase [NAD(+)] 2, chloroplastic. NCBI's taxonomy places the organism in Eukaryota, Viridiplantae, Streptophyta, Magnoliopsida, Fabales, Fabaceae. Gene Ontology annotation, molecular function: NAD binding; glycerol-3-phosphate dehydrogenase [NAD(P)+] activity. Gene Ontology annotation, biological process: glycerol-3-phosphate catabolic process; carbohydrate metabolic process. Bases 111 to 1445 code for a protein of 444 amino acids. The transcript is spliced from 9 exons. Gene Ontology annotation, cellular component: cytosol; glycerol-3-phosphate dehydrogenase (FAD) complex. The record is from RefSeq and is a predicted model, not a curated record.
UUAUCUUUUUUACAAAAGGCUUUCGGCGUAAUCCGACUCCGAACCUCUGGGUGGCUUUCACCCCGCUCUUGAACUGCACAUAGUGCGAUUCUGAUACCAGAGUUUUCGCAAUGGCGACAGUGUUGGAGCCAUCAGCUGUUAACCCACUGUUCGCGAUAAAGUCCCACUCAUCUUAUCCAAAUUACAGUAAUCUAAAGUUUCAGACUUUUUCCCUAACAUCCGCUUCUCUCACUCUUGGUCCUCCUGAUGCCAAUCGUCCUCGUUGUGCUGGAACGUCUUCUCCCUCCUCUUCACCGCGACCCCAAGACACUGACCUCGAUACUGAAUCCGACCCAGACCCGAAGAGCGACCGCCGGCGAGCCGUUAGGCUGGCCUGGGAGAAGCUAGUCCGGUGGUCCAGGUCUUGGCGCUCCAAGGUCAAGACUGACGUAAUAGAACGGACCAACAAGGUGGUUGUGCUGGGAGGGGGAUCAUUUGGGACGGCAAUGGCUGCCCAUGUUGCUAAUAAGAAGGCUCAAUUGGAAGUCAAGAUGCUAGUGCGGGACCCUCAAGUUUGCUUAUCUAUUAAUGAGAGGCACAGCAACUGCAAGUACUUCCCAGAACACAAGCUUCCGGAAAAUGUUGUUGCAACAACUGAUGCAAAAGAUGCUUUGAUUGAUGCCGAUUACUGCCUCCACGCUGUGCCUGUUCAGUUCAGCUCAUCCUUUCUUGAGAGUGUCGCAGAUUUUGUUGAUCCAGGCUUGCCAUUUAUAUCUCUCAGUAAAGGUCUAGAGCUUAACACACUGAGGAUGAUGUCUCAAAUUAUUCCUCAAGCAUUAAAAAAUCCUCGCCAGCCUCUUGUUGCACUAUCAGGGCCUUCCUUUGCUCUAGAGUUGAUGAAUAAGCUGCCCACAGCCCUGGUAGUGGCAUCCAAAGACAAAAAAUUGGCAAAUGCAGUUCAGCAAUUGCUAUCUUCCAGUCAAUUAAGAAUAAGUACAUCAAGUGAUGUUACAGGAGUUGAAAUCGCAGGUGCACUUAAGAAUGUGCUUGCAAUAGCUGCGGGGAUUGUGGAAGGUAUGAAUCUAGGAAACAACUCAAUGGCUGCUCUUGUUGCACAAGGCUGUUCUGAGAUACGAUGGCUUGCGACAAAGAUGGGUGCAAAACCAACAACAAUAACCGGUCUAUCAGGAAGUGGAGACAUAAUGCUUACGUGCUUUGUAAAUCUUUCGAGGAACAAAACAGUUGGCAUGCGUCUUGGAUCUGGGGAGAAACUUGAGAAUAUACUGAAUUCCAUGAAUCAGGUGGCAGAAGGUGUGUCUACAGCUGGAGCUGUGAUUGCUUUGGCGCAGAAAUAUAACGUGAAAUUGCCAGUUUUGACGGCAGUUGCUCGUAUCAUUGACAAUGAACUCACCCCACAGAAAGCUGUUUUCGAGUUGAUGAGCCUUCCUCAGGUGGAGGAAGUAUGAAACUCCUUAUCCUCACCUACCAGCCUGCAUUUUAUUUGGCCAUUCUUUUCCCUGUUGCCUCCUGGGUAUAAUUAUUUUUUCUUCGCCGUUGUGCUUCUGGUGCACAAGAUUUGGCGAGGACAAUUUUGCAAAAAUGGGAGUUAUGCCGUACAAUACUUGGAAUUUGAGGAAUAUAUAGACCAUAGACAACUCGCCUCAUCGAAUACUUGUUUACCACGUUGGUCAAACAAAGAAUACUUGUUUACCACGACCAUGGUUCCGAAUUGAUUUCGAGAUAUUUCCCAAGGAAGGAAGUUUCGGUAUGUUACUAAAACCAAGUGCUUGUGGCGUUAAAUAAGUUGAAUUCCAUUCAAGUUUAAACUCGAAGCUAAGCUAAGCCCCAGCUACUAGAAAUGGAAUUUUCGAAUUGCUACUGUCAAAGAGAAAUAUGAGAAGCCGAAGACAUUACAUUCAGACGAAAGAAACCCCAGGCCUCCUGACGAGGAUGCGAAAAGCCAGAGGACGAUCCACCUCGAGUCAAAGUUUGGACUGCUUGAAAAGACAUAUAAUUAACCAGUAAGAAGAGCACUUGAAUUUUCUUCAGAAAUGGAAUGCUUGUUCUAGUCAUCACGCGAUCAGUGAUUUUCUCAGUAUUCAAAUGAAGGGAACCAUGGAUGUUCCUCUAGCUCUUCAUUCUGCCAUGUAUCUUCUUUAUAUCCUGCUAAAUUCUCUUCUCUAA